Molecule: messenger RNA, 1128 nt
Organism: Verticillium dahliae VdLs.17
Lineage: Eukaryota; Fungi; Ascomycota; Sordariomycetes; Glomerellales; Plectosphaerellaceae
Product: ran GTPase-activating protein
Exons: 3
Coding region: 1-1128 (375 amino acids)
Biological process (GO): activation of GTPase activity; nucleocytoplasmic transport
Cellular component (GO): nucleus; perinuclear region of cytoplasm; cytosol
Molecular function (GO): small GTPase binding; GTPase activator activity
Source: RefSeq, a predicted model, not a curated record
AUGGCUACCACGCUCAAGCUGUUCUCCCUCGAGGGCAAGGGCCUCAAGCUCGACACAGCCGAAGACCUGGAGGCUCACAUCGCCGACCUGCGUGCCAACGAUGUCGAGGAGGUCAAGGUGCUUGGCAACACAUUCGGUAUCGGUGCUUGCAAGCUUCUCGGUGAAGUUUUGGCCGAGAAGAAGAACCUCCAGUCCGCCGACCUGUCCGACAUGUUCACGGGACGCCUCCUGAGCGAGAUUCCCGAAGCCCUGUCCUCCCUCCUGACGUCGAUCACGAACCUCCCGAACCUCCGCACGAUUAACCUCAACGACAACGCCUUUGGCCUCAACACACAGGCACCCCUCGUCGCCUUCCUCGCGGCCCACGUCCCUCUCCAGCACCUCUACCUCAACAACAACGGCCUGGCAAGCAGGCCUGGGCCAAGGCCUUCCGGCUGCACAACAAGAUCAAGGUCAUCAAGAUGGUGCAGAACGGCAUCCGCCAGGAGGGCGUCUGGCACCUUUCUCAGCGAGGGCCUCGUCCACGCCCAGGGCCUGCGCGUCCUCGACCUCCAGGACAACACCUUUACCGUGCAGGGCGCCCGCGCCCUCGCCGGCGUCGCCCCCGGCUGGGCCGACCUCGUCGAGCUCGGCGUCGGCGACUCGUACCUCACCUCCAAGGGCGGCGUGCUUCUGGCGGGUGCCCUCGCCAAGGGCCGCAACGCCAAGCUCGAGACGCUGCGCCUGCAGUACAACGAGAUCAACGCCAAGGCCCUCCAGGGGCUCGUGCCCGCGGCCAGGGACGCGCUGCCGGCGCUCAAGAGGAUCGAGCUCAACGGCAACAAGUUUGAGGAGGAGGACCCUGCGGUGAUUGCGCUGCGCGAGCUCCUCGAGGAGCGCAAGGAGAAGCUGGGUGGGGAUGUCGUUGUCGAGGACGACUGGGGUCUUGACAGCCUCAGCGACCUCGAGGAGGAGGACUCUGAUGACGAGGAGGUGGACGACGAAGAAGAGGAGGAGGAACUGUCGACGGAGAAGCGGGCCGAGAUUCUGAUCAAGGACGCCGAGGAGGCCCAGGAAGAGCCCGUCGUGCAGGUCAAGGACAAGGAGGUCGAGGCGCUGGCCAAGAAGCUCGAGAAGACGGGCAUCUAG